AGGCAGAUAACGCUGAUUGAAAUGCACGUUUGUAGGACAUUCUAUCACACCUCGAAAACAAUAAAAAGCUAAGACGCAAUGUAGCAAGAUUAAUUCACGUUUUUUUGUGCAACCUCCCUGGACUAGCUAACUCUGCUAGAAUACUACUAAUGUCAUUCUUUACACAAUUCAGUUCAUCUUCUGAUGAAGACGAAGGAUUAUGGCCUCCACCGGGAAGACGAAAAAGGCAUCCAGCUGGUGACAGACAACCUGACGAGUAUAGUAGUACGUCUUCCAGUGACUGUGUAUCGAAUAUAUUCACACAAACCAGUGACCCUAUGACUAUUGCUCAGAAUAGAACAACAUCUCAUCGAUUUCAGUUCAAUGAAUCAUUGAAUUCGUCAAGUGGCAUUUUUUCUCAACCAGCUAAUCAUUCCUUCCAGUCUAAUGAGCCUCCAUUUUCUCCGCUAUUCUCAGAUAGUUUCGACGGUGUACAAAAUUGUCCCGGAAAUACUGUUGACAUGAAAAUAUGCUCACGAUUUAACACUUUCCAACUGGAUGAUAACAAUCCGUCCACAGAGAAUGAAUUCAAUCCUUCUUCCACUCCUCUUAUGCUCCGAAGAUUUUUAAACAGUCAGCCGACUUCACGAACAGAAUUGUCCCAGUCUUUACCACCGGUGAGAUUUCAAACUUGGGUAAAUGACUCUUCUCUCAGUUAGUAGUAGUAGUAUAUGUUAGUGUUUUAAAAAAAUCUUUUUUUUUUGUAUGCUUACAUUCCAAAGAAAUUAAUAUUUUUCUUUAUAAUCUCUUUAUUAUACAUACACUUCUUACCGAGUUCUGGAAAAAAAUAUUGAUACUUACCGAUUUUUGGUAAUUUUGUACAUAAAAUUUGAUUUUGAACUAAA
Trichobilharzia szidati is the source of this 884-nucleotide messenger RNA. The record is from the annotation of a GenBank genome assembly. NCBI's taxonomy places the organism in Eukaryota, Metazoa, Platyhelminthes, Trematoda, Strigeidida, Schistosomatidae.